AAUUCUGCAAGUGGUUCUAAUUUACUAUCGCUGUUCUCUAGCUGGUCUAAAACCGCUUUUGACCUAAAGGGACGCUUUUUGGAUGCCAUGGACAUUUCUCAGUUUCCAGGCAGAAAGAACAGUAAAAAUGCAGGCAGGGCACAGGACAAAGCACUAGGGACAAAAUGUAUGUGAAAUGGUUUGAUACAUGAAUGUCACUUUUUGUCAUUUUCAAAUUUCCCGCCGUUCCGUCCCCCGUAUGUCCCGACGUCGCAGGGGAUGGAACCCAGAUGAUAGAUGCCUGCAUCCAUCGGAUUACAUUGCCGGGGACACUCCAGGAGGGACAU
Staurois parvus is the source of this 326-nucleotide messenger RNA. Lineage: Eukaryota; Metazoa; Chordata; Amphibia; Anura; Ranidae. The record is from the annotation of a GenBank genome assembly.